CAUAUUGCGUGUAUAUAAACGGCUUGUAACGCACCAUCAAUACACAGUUUCCAGUUUCCACCAUGAUCCGGACAAUCGCUCUACUAUGCCUCGUGGCUGCACCGGCUUUCGGUGCUUUCACAGCCAAUAUGAGGGUGAGGUUUGACUUGAAUCCGUUCGGCUUCGGUUCCUCAUCUUUCGUCGAGAUGCCACUUACUAUAUGGGAAGCGAUUGCCAAAAACUGGGUGCAGAAGACCGGCCCUACCCUCCCAAGUGGCUAUGAGAACCUGGUCCUUUAUGGCCCCGCUGAUGACAACACCCUCAACUUAUACUACGAUGACAACUAUCAGAUUGCUGCUUUCCAAAUUGGUCUGGACCAAGAACAAAUAAGCGAUUCGGUAUACGAUUUCGAAAAUCAAGGAUUCACAAGCUGGACCACUACAUUGUCAAAUGGCACAUCUAGAGAUUAUUGGACCAUCAGAGCAUACUUUUCCACUGCUGAUUAUCUUGCGACUGACGCAACAGCUCGCAACUCUUCAAGAAAUACUGAGACGUUGAUCCAGGGUGGUUCCAUGGUAGUGACUGGUUUCAACGGAGAAUUGUACACGAUUUCCUCCGACCCUACCGUACUUGCCGACACGAGCGUCAGUGGGUUCACAGAGCAAGCCUGCAUGAUAUAUAUGGGUCACCAUUUCUACUACAACAUGACCACAAGCUUGGAGUGCGCUGAAGGAAGGCUGUUCCCCUGGUUCCCACUUUCCUACAACGGAGUAGUGAUGGGCAUUGGCUUCAAUUUUAUCGGCAAAUACGCCGUGAGACCUGACAAUUUCAAUUAUUUCGAAAGUCCUGGAGUAGCAGCUGUUAAGGUCAUCGUACCAAAAGGUCCCGAAUGUUUCUACGAGUUAGCAGAAAACCCCGGCGUGGUCACCAUGCAUGUUUAUUUCAUCGAAACCCCCAGACAAGCUCUUUGUGUUUUCGAGGGUUGAUCCAUCAAAAUCAGACUUUUUUGCUGCAGAUUAUAAUGUCUCAGUUUGGCAUAUUUUCGAAGAUUAAACAUGUUGUUUCCAAA
Molecule: messenger RNA, 1048 nt
Organism: Helicoverpa zea (corn earworm)
Lineage: Eukaryota; Metazoa; Arthropoda; Insecta; Lepidoptera; Noctuidae
Exons: 7
Coding region: 63-965 (300 amino acids)
Source: RefSeq, a predicted model, not a curated record